Messenger RNA from Mesocricetus auratus (golden hamster), 2153 nucleotides. RefSeq names its product serum amyloid A-4 protein. Bases 131 to 523 code for a protein of 130 amino acids. The record is from RefSeq and is a predicted model, not a curated record. The transcript is spliced from 4 exons. Gene Ontology annotation, cellular component: extracellular region. Lineage: Eukaryota; Metazoa; Chordata; Mammalia; Rodentia; Cricetidae.
GUUAAAGUCAGGAGAGAGCAGCCAUACAUCCUCUGCAACUUCAGGCGGGAAAGAGGACAUAACUGUCUCUCUUUUCCAGGGACUCCUGCUCUUGCUGUACUCCUGAGAUCAUUUCAUAUAUGGUUGCACUAUGAGACUUGUCACAAUCCUUGUCUUCUGCUCUUUGCUCAUGGGAGUCAGUAGUGAUGGCUGGUAUUCCUUCUUCAAGGAAGCCAUACAAGGGACUUGGGACUUGUGGAGAGCUUAUCGGGACAAUCUAGAAGCCAAUUACCCAAAUUCCGACAGAUACUUCUCUGCUCGGGGCAACUUUGAGGCCCAACAAAGGGGAGCUGGGGGCAUCUGGGCAGCUAAAAUAAUCAGCACCAGCAGGAAAUACUUUCAGGGCCUCCUAAACCGGUAUUAUUUUGGAAUGAAGAACCAUGGAUUGGAAAGCUUGGAGUCUACCAGGAAAGCCGAGGAAUGGGGCCGAAGUGGCAAAAACCCUAAUCACUUCAGACCCCAGGGCCUGUCUGAGAAGUUCUGAGCCUGCUACACAGGAUACACAGAGUGACUCAGCUGUGAGCUCAUCCGUCUCCCCUUGGUAGGAUGUCACUGGUCUCAGUGUCCACAGGAUCCUCAGGGAAGCUAGAGAUGCCCAACAAAUACUUGCAGAUAGUUUGUUGAUGUAAACGGGGUACUCUCUGAAAAACUUUCUGGGUAGGAUCGCUGUGUUCACAUAGGAGAUAAGUAGAGAAGGAACUGUGACCAUCAGACACUAUCCUGAAACUAUGCAUGCCCCUCACAUUACCCCCAUAUCUGCUCUACCUUUUGGCACACCAGCUUCCCCUGUGAAGCAGGCCUGUGCUAGUAAAGCAAUGCCUACCUUGCUAUGCUCCUCUGCAAGUGGAGUUUGCUCUAAGAUGUGUCCUGGUCAGCAGCCCAUCAAUUUCCUCCUGGAUAUAGAUCAUAUAUGUGUCUCUACCCGCAACAUCUUCCGGUCGUACCCAGGCUUCUCUGUGUAUGUUAUUGUUGUUCCCAGGUUUUUCUGUGUAAUGAUGCCACUCUGCCUUAUUAGUCAUGUCAUGGCCUGACUCCAGGCCUUGUCCCCUGUGGCCUGUUUUCAUACAGAGAAGAACACUGUCUUGAGAUAGCCUCAUUGCAAUCUUAGAAAUCCUAACCUAGACACUGCUCUGGGGUCCAGGGACAGAACUCAGUUGAAAGAAUGUUUGCUUAGCAUGCAUAAAUCCCUAGAGGGAUCCUCAGAUCUAUGUAAACCUGGUGAUGGCACACACUUACAAUUCUAGUAGUGGGGAGGUAGAGGCCGAUAGAGCAGAAAUUUAAGGUCAGCUCUGGCUAUAUAGCAAGGCCAUCCUGGGAUAAACAAGACUCUGUGUUGUAAUAAAACACACACACACACACACACACACACAUACACACACAUACACACACACCAGUGCCUAUCUCAGUUCAUAUCCUAACUAGUGUUUGCCCAUUUUUUUUGAUCUAAGGAAAAUUCUACUUCCGGUUCUAGAGGGGGAGUGAGACACAGCAGAACUGAGCAGGAAUGAGCAUACUAAUUUAUUAACAAUGCAAAGGCAUUCUGCCUGUGGAUGUCAGCAUAGUUUGUAGGAAGAGAAAGGCACCAAUGAAGAGGAUGUGCAUGGUCAUAAUGGAAUAGUUGCUACGCUAAAGUCAGGCCUGCAGGUAGAAGACUCACUCCAGAGGAGUAGAAACAUCAGUUGCUCUAGAAAAGAGAAGGGAACAGGAUGGGUGGAGGACUAGGGACCUGGGAUUUAGUUGUACCUGCCAUUGUUAUAGAUUGCUGCUUUUAGGAUUCAGCACACUCCACUAUAUUGGCCUAUCUGUCCCCUGCCUAUCUACCUACUGAGAAAAUAUAUAAAAAACACCCAAAGGACAAAAAUGUCUGUAUUGCAGAAUGCCAUCUUAGUACUCACAACAUCUGUUUUAAUUCUGCCAUGAGUAGAUGUUCUACGAAUAUAAGCUGAAAGAAGACAAUGAAAUAAGCUCUAUUCUCCAGUAGUCAACAUAUCUGGAGAAGUGUCUAGAAGCUGUGCAAUGUAUGAAUGUUUUGUUUGUAACAUGAAAAACAAAAACUCGGAGACAUAUACUGGAGUUCAAGCUGAAGAUCAGAAAAGCAAAGCAGCGAAGUCACC